UUCCGCCCGCAUAUCUUCAUAAUUUACAAGAGUGACAAAAUUAUGUGGAGCUAAAAACGAAUGCAUUCACUAACGAAAUGUCAGUCUAGACCGACUUUUGACAACAGCAACACAUAUUGUACAAAAAGUCUGCAAAGAUGAGACACCUUGGAGUUUUUGUAAUAGUAUUUGCAUUAUUUAUCUCUUCGCCUGUGAUGUCUCAGGGUAAUAAUACUAAUAUUGCCACAAACACAACAUCAGUGGAAGCCAAGUCCCUUGAAGAUAAGAAAUCAGGCCUCGCCUUUCUGAGCCAGGUGUUGUCCCUGAAGUCGAACAACUCACAAUCAGCGACGUCGGUGCUGAACGGCGCGGGCACCACCCUGUCGGCCGACGACGACCCCGACAAAAUCGCGCCGUUCGACCUGCUGAGUGACGCGGAGAAGCGGUCGCAGUUCAUCACCGAGCUGUCCACCCCUGGCUCGAGCGGCAGCUACGCGACCAGCAACUCGUACCAGCAGUACGGCAAAGUCAUUACCUACGCCAUCUCGCUGUCCUACGCGCCCCUGCAGCCCGCGACGAAGACGACGACGACCACCACCGCAAAACUCGAGGCCCCUCAGGAGCAGCCGCCGGAACAGGGGGAUAAGGUGAAGAAGUGGGAUCCGGCCAACCAGCACUGGGCCCCGCGGCCGAACGCCUGGAACGGACACUCGUACUAUUACCCUUAUUACUACAUUCCAGGCAAACACUCUUUUUACUUUCCGCCCGUUGAUGGGCACCGAAAAUGACGGGACUGAUUACUCAAAUGUUCUGUCAUUUUAAUCAAUAAAAUUAUCAAUUUUAUGCUACA
Cloeon dipterum is the source of this 829-nucleotide messenger RNA. RefSeq lists its product as uncharacterized. The transcript has 2 exons. Lineage: Eukaryota; Metazoa; Arthropoda; Insecta; Ephemeroptera; Baetidae. The coding region runs from base 138 to 767 and encodes 209 amino acids. The record is from RefSeq and is a predicted model, not a curated record.